This is a messenger RNA of Radiomyces spectabilis, 312 nucleotides long. RefSeq lists its product as uncharacterized. The coding region runs from base 1 to 312 and encodes 103 amino acids. Lineage: Eukaryota; Fungi; Mucoromycota; Mucoromycetes; Mucorales; Radiomycetaceae. The record is from RefSeq and is a predicted model, not a curated record. The transcript is spliced from 3 exons.
AUGAAGUCAGUUGCCAGCCGCUGCCCACUCCCCUUCCUUCGCCCGGUGCUCCACCUGUGGCCGCGCCUGUUGUUCCUCCUGCUGUCUCGCCUGCCUGCUGCCUUGCCUUCGCCUCCUGCUUCUCCUGUGGCCUUGCCCGCUCCCUUGCCGUUGUUGUCCGUGUCUUCUUCUGCGUCUCCGUCUUCCUCUUCCUCUUCGGCGUCGUCUUCCGUCUCGUCUUCUUCUUCCUUUGUUUCUGCCUCCUCAUCCUCCUCCAAGUUUAAGACGCUGCUGGAUAGGAGUAGACUAAAUAGGAACUAUUGGGGCGAAUGA